Pezoporus occidentalis (night parrot) is the source of this 3713-nucleotide messenger RNA. RefSeq names its product terminal nucleotidyltransferase 5B-like. The coding region runs from base 77 to 1276 and encodes 399 amino acids. Gene Ontology annotation, biological process: mRNA stabilization. Gene Ontology annotation, molecular function: RNA binding; poly(A) RNA polymerase activity. Lineage: Eukaryota; Metazoa; Chordata; Aves; Psittaciformes; Psittacidae. The record is from RefSeq and is a predicted model, not a curated record. The transcript is spliced from 2 exons.
CCCCUUCGCUUCCCCCCCCCCGUGCUCCGGCGCCGCUUCCGGGUGAUCGGCGCGGCUCUUCCGGCGGGGCUGGGCCAUGCUGGCGGCAGCGGCGGGGCCCGCUCCGGGCGGCGCGGAGCAGCCCGGCGGAGACCGCUUCAGCGUCCUGUCCUGGGAGCAGGUGCAGCGGCUGGACCAGAUCCUGGGCGAGGCCGUGCCCAUCCACGGCCGCGGCAACUUCCCCACGCUGUCGGUGCGACCCCGCACCAUCGUGCAGGUUGUCCGUAGUCGCCUGGAGAAGAAAGGAAUUGCAGUCCAUAACGUCAGGUUGAAUGGUUCAGCAGCUAGUCACGUUCUACAUCAAGACAGUGGCUUGGGGUACAAAGACCUGGAUCUCAUCUUUGGCGUGGAUCUGAAGACCGAAGACGUCUUCCAGCUUGUUAAAGAUGUGGUCAUGGACUGCCUGCUUGACUUCCUCCCCGAAGGUGUCAACAAAGACAAGAUCACACCCAUGACGCUGAAGGAGGCGUACGUGCAGAAGCUGGUGAAGGUGUGCAAUGAGACCGACCGCUGGAGCCUCAUAUCCCUCUCCAACAACAGCGGCAAGAACGUGGAGCUCAAGUUUGUGGACUCCCUCAGGCGGCAGUUCGAGUUCAGCGUGGAUUCCUUCCAGAUCAUCCUGGAUUCGCUUCUGCUCUUCGGAGAGUGCUCGGAGAACCCCAUGGCCGAGAACUUCCACCCAACGGUCACUGGGGAGAGCAUGUACGGGGACUUUGAGGAGGCAAUGGACCAUCUCCGGAACAGGGUCAUCGCCACGAGGAACCCAGAGGAGAUCAGAGGUGGGGGGCUUCUGAAAUACUGCAACCUCUUGGUGAGGGGAUUUAAGCCCAAAUCAGAAGUGGAUAUGAAGGCGCUCCAGAGAUACAUGUGCUCCAGGUUUUUCAUAGACUUCUCUGACAUCAGUGAGCAGCAGAGGAAGCUAGAGUGCUACCUUCAGAGCCACUUUGUGGGGAUGGAGAACAAACGAUAUGACUAUUUGAUGACCCUCCACAGGGUGGUCAAUGAAAGCACAGUCUGUCUUAUGGGACACGAAAGGAGACAGACCCUGAACCUCAUUGCCAUGCUGGCUGUGAGAGUCCUGGCUGAGCAGAACAUCAUCCCCACGGUCACAAACGUUACCUGCUACUACCAGCCAGCCCCUUACGUCAGUGAAAUAAACUUCAACUACUAUGUCACCCACGUGCAGCCCUUCCUGCCUUGCAAUCAGUCUUACCCAACAUGGCUUCCCUGUAACUGAGCCAGAACAGACUUCAGGGUCUUUCCUCCAAGGUAAUCCCAUACCUUGGGGGGAAUGGGGAGGGUGGGGGCAAGAAAAAGAGACAAAGCAACCAACCUUCCUAGAACUGCAAUGAAAAGAAGCUUCCUGGACUCGAGUGCCUCGUUCCUGGGUUUGUUGGAAUGAGGCCUGUACACUGUGAUGGGAAGUGCAGUGCUAUGGAAACCAGAUGACCUGGACGUUUACAGGAAGACUCAAUUGCUUAUUGAAUUGUGGAGGUCAUGGGGGUGGGUGGGGGUGUGUGUGAGGGGAGAUUGUAGAAUUACACUAAGGUAGAGCUGCACUGCCCUGGAAUGGCUCUGAACGGGGCUGGUUUUUAGUGUGGGAGGUGUUAGGGGUGUGCAGACUUGUGGCUUCUGAAGUUAGGAGCCAGAGUGGCGAAUUCCUUUGAAGGACCAAAGAAUCCUGUUUAAGUGCCUGUAACCAUACAAACACAACUGUACUGUAAACCUCUGCAGGGGCUGACAUCCCAGGAGCUCAAGUGGGGGUAUCUGAAGAGGCAAAUGUUUCUGCUGGGGAGGGAGGGGGGGGUCAUAAGAUCAUUUCUAGUAACCUUGCUGAAGCAUGACUGGGGCUGCAGGUUACGUGUUGCUGAGGUUUUCUGGCAUGGCUUCUGCCUGUGAAGGGCCAGCUGGAGCAAAGAGCUCUCCAAGUGGAGUUGUAUUAACAGGGGUGGGCUUGGAUUCCAUGUAAAUGCCAAAAUAGAAGUGGGGUAGGGGGCGUGCAUGGUGGGCAAUGCUGUGCAGAGCUGUCUGGAGAGGAGGCAGCAGGAAGAUACAUACAGGAAUUUACUUCAAGUCUGCAGUGCCAAAGUGUAAUCAUGUACAGGAACGAUGAGGCAGAUCUGUCCAGGAGCCUGCCCCGGGCUCCUCUACCUAAUCCUGUGUUUUGUAGGAGAAUUUGAAAUGCUGCUGAUUUUUCUUGGUUUUUGGCGUGCAGUGUGGUGUUAAUGUACAAAGCCAGAGACCAGCUGGGUUAUCUGGAGAGAUGAGGCUUGUCCUUUGAAGCACAAACAAACUUGUUCACUAGUCAGGUAUCUCCAGCUGUUGCUGUGUUGGGGGCUGAAGCCAGUGGUGUUCUAGGAGAUAGGCAGACCUCUUCCAGCGUCCUGUGGUGGGGAUCUUCCCUCUGCCAGGGCCUAUCUCCAGAAGCAGACGAUUUCCAGCAAUGUGAUUCCACAUGUGAGCUACUGAUAGCAUUUGAAAUUCAUUCCCUAGCUAGAAAUGGAGCUUGGGGGGGUGGGUGAGCAUGCAAAGGUCAGUUGGCCUUAGGGGAAAAAGUAUGUCUUAACAAACCCUCUUGUGUGUUCAGGGUUUGGCUCUCUCAGCCAAAUGUGGCUUUGAAGUAGUCAGGUGUCUGGAGCAUCAGUCUUUCACUGCAGUGCCUGCAUUGCCGUGCCCAUUCUCUGGAAUCAUCAUCUCGGCUUUAACUAUGCAUGGAGUGAGAGGUGGGCCAGCAAAGCAGGUGCUCCCUAGAGAUGCUGCUCUGGGAACACUGUGACUCCAUGGUGCUUCCUCCGAGGUAUUUGAGUAUCUUUAUCUUGGGGUUUGUUUUGUUGUGACACAACUGUACUAGCUGGGCAGAUUGAACGCUCUAAUAAAGACUAGAUCCUUGGAAUGUCUAUAGCCAGAUUGCUACCUUCUUUGGGGAUUGGGCAUAAGGGGUUGGGGGGAGCGAUAUGGGGGCUCUUGCACUUACCAUGAACUAACGUGUUUGAAAUUGGUCCAGCUUUGCUUCCGAUUCAGUUAGAGCUGAAGAAGUGUCACUAACAUUGUUGUUAUUAUAUGUUUAACUGCCUUCCCGUGGAACAGCUUUGCCUUCAUGGGCCAGGCUGGUGUGUGGGCUGUGCCACAGCCCAGGAACUUCUCAGUGCCCAGAGCCUGGUCCCUGUGGUGGGAGCUUGAGCUUUGUCCAGUGCGAGGUAAAACUGGUUUAAGGGCUGCUUUUGAGAUCCAAAGGAUGCAGCCUUCACAGCUGCAAGGGGAGAUAGCUUUUGCUUUCAUUUGAAAUCUCAGUUGAACUUGUAGCAUGCUUAUUUUUUACAGGCUGCUUUACCUGCAGGCACAUGGACACACUGAACAGAUUCCCUCCUUCCCUUUCAGAUGUCAGAAAGGUUCCCUAAAGGGCAACUUAUGUUGAGAUUGCACUUUUGAUUUACAGCGUGUGUGUGGUGGGACUCCUGUGAGUGGGUUGAACCUGAGUUUUUUCUAGACCUUGCAGUGAUCCUGUGCUGCCUCCCGCGAGGGGGCAAGUGGAAGAUUCCAGUAACUUGAAUGAUGCUUGGGUUUUGUUUUAAAUGUCUUUUCCCCUACACCUGUAUCACUUGUCAUGCGAUGGGCUUGACAUAAACUCACUAGAUUCUUUAGAAUCUGUUGCAAAUAAAUACAGUGUAUUCAAA